Myxocyprinus asiaticus (Chinese sucker) is the source of this 3860-nucleotide messenger RNA. Its product is annotated as nucleolar and coiled-body phosphoprotein 1-like. Gene Ontology annotation, molecular function: protein binding. The transcript has 14 exons. Lineage: Eukaryota; Metazoa; Chordata; Actinopteri; Cypriniformes; Catostomidae. Bases 13 to 3051 code for a protein of 1012 amino acids. The record is from RefSeq and is a predicted model, not a curated record. Gene Ontology annotation, cellular component: nucleoplasm; nucleolus.
AGUGCAGUGAAAAUGGCGCAGGAUAGUACGGUGCCCAGUGAUCUCUACCAGCAUGUGUACUCGUUUCUCGUGGAGAACAAGUUCGCCAAAGCCGCGAAAGAGUUUUUAAAGCAGGCUAAAGUGAAAACUCAGGACCAAAAUGAGGACAGUCUUCUGGACAUCUUCAGUUUUUGGGUGAAGUCCCCUGAGACCAAAAAGCGCAAAGCGGUCACCAAUGGCCCCGGGGCGGUCAACGGCCCCUCAGCUAAAAAAGCAAGGAAAGAUGAAGAGAGUUCGAGUGAAGACUCUAGCAGCGAUGAGGAAGAUGCUGCACCUGUUAAGAAAGCCACAGAAGUGAAAGCUGCUCUAGCGAAGCCAGCAGCUUCAAAAGCAGAGAGCGACAGCUCUGAAGACUCCAGUGACUCUGAAGAUGAGGCUCCAGCUAAAGUUCCAGUGAAGACACCUGUGGCUGUGAAACCCGCUGUUCAGCCUGUGGUGGCGGGCAGGAAAAAAGACAGCAGUUCCAGCAGUGAGGAGUCGGACUCUGACGAGGAGCCUGCCAAAACUCCAGCUGGAGGGGCCAAACCUGUGACGUCGACCCUUAAGGUGCCCUUUGCAACCACUCAUGCAGCUGCAGCCCAGAAGAAGCAGGACAGCAGCAGCAGCAGCGAGGACAGCUCGAGUGAAUCUGAGGAUGAAACACCAGCAAAGACGGCAGUAAAAGCACCUGUCCCAGUGAAGACACCUCCAGUCAAGCCAGCGGCGCCUGCAGAGUCCAGCAGUGAAGAGUCAUCCUCGGAUGAAGAAGAGGCUCCUCCAUCAAAGAAACCCAAGACUGGACAAUUCAGUGCUGUUCCACCCCCCAGGACACUGACCGCUUCUGCUCCAGUCAAAGCUAAACAAGCCCCUGCAGCCCCAGUUAAGACUGUGACCCCCAAACCUGCAGCUAAGAAGGACUCGUCCAGCUCUGAUUCAAGUUCAGAGGAUGAGGCACCGAAGCCAGCGGUGAAAGCCGCACCAGCUAAAGCAGCUCCAGUUAAGCUGGCACCUACAAAGGUUGCUCCUGCUCAGGAGGAGGACUCUUCGAGCUCAGAUUCAAGCUCGGAGGAUGAAGCAGCAAAACCAGCUGCCAAAAUCACACCUGCAAAAGCUGCACCUGCUAAAGUCACACAAGUUAAAGCCACAACUGCCAAAGUGGCUCCCACUGCAGAUGAGUCUUCAUCUUCUAGCUCUGAUGACUCUGAUGACGAGGAGACCGCCAAGAAACCAGCCACUAAAGUUGUCCAGGUUAAACCUGUGCCAGCCAAGAAAGCUCCGGCUAAAGUCACACCGGCUGCAAAAGAAUCGUCAUCGUCUAGUUCUGCAGACUCUGAGGACGAGGAACCUGCGGCUAAACCGGCUCCAGCAAAGGCUGCCCCAGCUAAAGGUGCCCCUCCAAAGAUGACCACUGCUUCAAAGACACCUGCUAAGAAAGACGAUUCCUCAAGUUCAGAUUCAGAUAGUUCUGAAGAUGAGGCACCAGCUAAACCAGUUGCCGCAUCCAAACCUGUGAGCACUCCGAAACCUGCUGUUAAACCUGUGACGAAGCCCGCUGAAAGCAGCUCCGACUCGGACAGUUCUUCAGAGGAAGAUGAGGAACCUCAAAAGAAACCUGCCACCAAACCUGCUGCUACUCCAACAAAACCUGCCCCAGCCAAACCCACUUCUGCAGCUAAACCUGCGAAAAAGCCCGCUGAAAGCAGCUCUGACUCGGAAAGUUCUUCAGAGGAAGAUGAGGAACCUCAAAAGAAACCUGCCACCAAACCUGCUGCUACUCCAACAAAACCUGCCCCAGCCAAACCCACUUCUGCAGCUAAACCUGCGAAAAAGCCCGCUGAAAGCAGCUCUGACUCGGAAAGUUCUUCAGAGGAAGAUGAGGAACCUCAAAAGAAACCUGCCACCAAACCUGCUGUUACUCCAACAAAACCUGCCCCAGCCAAACCCACUUCUGCAGCUAAACCUGCGAAAAAGCCCGUUGAAAGCAGCACUGACUCGGACAGUUCUUCAGAGGAAGACGAGGAACCUCAAAAGAAACCUGCCAGUACACCAGUAUCCAAACCCGCUGCUACUCCAGCAAAGCCCACCCCUAAAGCCGCCGUUAAACCAGCCGAAAGCAGCUCGGACAGCUCUUCAGAGGAAGAGGAAAUUCAGAAGAAACCUGCCACCAAGCCGGUGUCUAAACCCACCUCUACCCCAGCCAAACCCACCCCUACUGAUAAACUAGCCCCUAAACCUGCCACCAAAUCAGCCAAACCAUCACCAACUGUUGCGAAGAGCCCUGCGCCUGCUGCCAAAACCCCUGUACUGGCCAGCAAGCCUGCAGCCGAGUCUAGCAGCUGCGACUCAGACAGUUCCAGUGAAGAUGAGGCGCCGGCAAAGACAACUGUGACUCCCAAAGCCAUGGCUAAACCUGCAGUCGGCAACGGAAAGGCUGCAACACAAACCCCCACCUCUGCUGCGAAGACGCCGGCCAAGAAGACUGCAGAGGCUUCAUCCUCAAGUGACAGCAGUUCAGAUGAAGAAGAGCAGCAGCCGAAAACACCUGUUGUAAAAACACCACCUGCUACAAAAACACAGGCUGCUAAAGCCAAAGCAGAGAGCAGCACAUCAGAGGACUCUUCAUCUGAGGACGAGGAAACAACAAAAGUGGCCAAGACACCUGUUACUUCAGCAAACGAUACACAGAAAAAAAGGAAGAGGAAUGAGGAAGAAAAGAUGGAAAAUAAAACACCCAUGAAUAAGAAAACCGCCACAUCCACACCUCAUACGGUUCCUAAAGCCAAACAGAAGGCAACCAAUGCUCCUUUCCGUAGAAUAAGAGACGACGAGAUUGAAGUAGACCCCCGGCUUGCAGACAAUUCUUUUGACGCCAAGAUGGGAGCCAGCGGAGACUGGGGGCAAAAAGCCAACAACAUUCUUAAAUUCACCAAGGGCAAAUCUUUCCGCCAUGAGAAGACCAAGAAAAAGCGUGGCAGUUACAGAGGCGGUGCCAUCUCUACCACAGUGAAUUCCAUCAGGUUCGAGAGUGACUGAGAUCCAAACCACACAAGCAACAUCAGAACUCAUCCCAUCUAUUUCUCCUCUCCUUUGCUGUAUGAGCUCUAGCAAGCAAUGUUCGGACCCGUCUACCUUCUCUUCCUGCACCUGCACGGCUGGCGGUACACUGACACUGUUCUGCGAUCAGUACCGUUGGGCCAGCACAGACUGAAGGCAGCAACAGAAUGUAGUCAGGUCCAUAUUGAUGUCUUUACCUUUUACAUGCCUUGAUGCAGUUAGACAUGGAAACCACAUGGUGGCACCGGUUCAUUGAGUUCUGCAAUUUAAAUGCAUUUUGAUUAGCUUCCAUGUAAAAAUCAGUGUUUUUGGCAGUACUAUAAAAUGUUCUUUGAGUUGGAAAUAUUAUGGAUGCUCAUUCUAACAGGCAGUUGUAAAUAUAGUACUAGAAAUUAUGGAAAUUUUUUUUUUUUUUUUUUUUGUGUGAUAUGAGAUAUCCGCUCUUUGUCGAGAGAAAUUAGGAUAAAUGUUGAGUUGUCUCUGAUGGUCAUGUCAAUAUAACAAAUGUAAUUUUUAUGGUUGUGUUAACAUGUAUGAGCCUAUCCACGUGUCUUGAGCCUGGUGAUUUUUAUUUUUUUGUGUACGGUUCCAUUUGUAUUAGAAGCCAUCAAGUUAAUGACUCCGCCCAUUUCUGUCUGACUGACUCUAGAAGAACACCCACAACUGGCACGCAAAUCAUUUAUUCUUAUUCUCUGAUAUUUUAUUGUCCAUUCUGUUUACACAGGAUUUUUUUCUCCUUUAUUAUUAGUCUUAUAACUGUAAUUAAAAUCUUGACUGAUGAACCUCAA